UGGGGAUGUCACUUUAACUCUAGACUGACGAGGGAUAGUUAGUUCCCUUCUCACUGCAAGUGGCAUUAAGCGCCAGGUGACCGACUCUAAGCCAGAAUGUCCCUCCAAAGAGAAAGGAGCACACUAGCUUCGGGUUGGCUUAGCUUGGAAAUGGGAAUUUCUGCAGCGCUGCUUAGAUUCCCCAGCAGUUGCUGAGAGCCCUGCUUUCUGCCCUGUCUCUCCUGUGUUUUCUUCCCCCCCCCCCCCCCCCAAAGUCCUCUUGGGUGAGGCAGGAAGAAAAGGAAUUCUCCAAAGAAAAGAUUUUGAAUUGGUGAAUAUUGGGUGGAAGAUUAUGUGCAUGUGUGUGGGUGCUCUCAUUAAAGGGACGGUCUGUCAUUUGACAGCUUUCCUGAGGCUGUAUGGUCUGUCAUCCCUUAGAAAGGGCUGGGAAGGUGGAGAGGGUGGAGGGAACUGCAGUUCUGAGGACUGAGCAGCUGCCAAGUGAGCUCCUCCUGAAAUAAGUACAGACAAGAUUCUCUGCAGGACUGGAAACUUGGACCUGUUACCUUUUCAUCUACCCAGAAAACCAGGACAAGGGAAGGCAGUGACACUGAAUGAAAGUGAAGACCCGGGAAGAUAAGAUGUGCUGAAAAUCAGAGGCUUGGGAGAAGCUUCAAGCUGCCAAAGAUGGAAAAUAAGACAGGAGGUGAACUGAACCAGACACAACUUCAGGCCCGAGCAUUGGUAGCCCUAGAAUACCAAGUGGUCACUAUCCUCUUAGUUCUCAUCAUCUGUGGGCUAGGCAUCAUAGGCAACAUCAUGGUGGUCCUGGUGGUAAUGAGAACCAAACACAUGAGGACCCCAACUAACUGUUAUUUGGUGAGCCUAGCUGUGGCUGACCUAAUGGUGCUGGUGGCUGCAGGUCUCCCCAACAUCACUGACAGUAUCUAUGGCUCCUGGGUCUAUGGCUAUGUAGGAUGUCUCUGUAUUACCUAUCUCCAAUACUUAGGCAUUAAUGCUUCUUCUUGCUCCAUCACAGCAUUUACAAUUGAGAGGUACAUAGCCAUCUGCCACCCCAUCAAGGCCCAGUUUCUCUGUACCUUUUCGAGAGCCAAAAAGAUCAUUAUCUUUGUGUGGGCUUUCACCUCCAUUUACUGUAUGCUUUGGUUUUUCUUGCUUGACCUCAAUAUGGUCACUUACAAAGAUGCUACUGUAGUGUCCUGUGGCUACAAGGUAUCUAGGAGUUACUACUCCCCCAUUUAUCUGAUGGACUUUGGCAUAUUCUAUGUAGUACCAAUGAUACUGGCCACUGUCCUCUAUGGACUCAUAGCUAGGAUACUGUUCUUGAAUCCCAUUCCUUCAGAUCCUAAAGACAGCUCUAAGGCAUGGAGGAAUGACCUAGCCUAUCAAAAGAAGAAUGUGAACUCUAAAACAGCCAGCAGAUGUUUUAAUAGCACCAUUUCUUCCCGGAAGCAGGUUACCAAGAUGCUAGCAGUGGUUGUGAUUCUAUUUGCCCUUUUGUGGAUGCCCUAUAGGACCCUGGUUGUAGUCAAUUCAUUUCUCUCCAGUCCUUUUCAAGAAAAUUGGUUCUUGCUGUUCUGCAGAAUCUGCAUUUACCUCAACAGUGCUAUCAAUCCAGUGAUUUACAAUCUCAUGUCCCAGAAAUUCCGAGCUGCUUUCAGGAAGCUCUGCAACUGCAAAAAGAAGCCUUCAGAGAAGCCAGUCAACUAUAGUGUGGCCCUUAACUACAGUGUCAUCAAGGAGUCUGACCGCUUCAGCACAGAGCUCGAAGAUAUCACAGUCACAGACACUUAUUUGGCCACGACCAAAGUGUCCUUUGAUGAUACAUGUUUGUCUUCUGAGGUAACAUUUAGCUGAACUUGAGUCAUAACAUGAAAUAUGAGGCACCACAAAGUAGAGGGGGCUAUUGGGCCAUUAUGAGGAGAAAGGGAAAACUUGUCUAUAGAGUUUGUAUAUAUGAAGUGGGGCAAGGAGAAGUUUUCCCUAGGUUCUUCAGUCUCCCUUAACUUUGUCACCCUUAAAUAUGAUUUCUUGUCCAGGAGAGUAAUUCAGACCUUUAACUUGGUACAGUUAUCAUGCAGGAAAGUGAAGUUGAUCAGAGAAAUGCUUAUGUUAUAGCUCAAUCAGAAAAAUUGCCUCUUUUUAAUUUGUUGAAUCAAUUUAAUUAGUUGUAACUGAUUACAUCAACCAUGAAUUAUGGACAUAAAUACACUAAAUUUUCAAAGAUUUUCUGAUCUAAAAUUAUUCUCCUCCAAAAGUCUACAUUACACAUUCAAAUGACUUUAAUGCUUGAGACAUUUUACUGUAGACUCACUUAAAAUAUUAAUUAAAAAUCCAAGUUUCUUUAAUAUCUUAAUAGUCACUUAGAACAUUCAGCUUCUGCUUACUAAUAGAUUAUUAAAUUUUAAUGUAUAAUGUACAUCAAAUGUUUCCAAAUUGCAAAUUUAGUUACUAAUCAGAUUUAUAUUUUGAAGCUAAAGCCAGCUUCGUCCAAGUAUUUGAGACUUUCAUAAAUAGUGAUUGGGUAGGAUACAAGAAAUGCUUUCUGAGAAAAUCUUUUGGGUAUCCUGAGGUAUAAACUACUGAGUUGUGAGUUUUAGGAGAGAAAAGAGUCUUAUAAAAGAAAAUUCACUUGGAAGUCUAAACCAUUUGUGAAAACUUAGUUAACUUCUGGUCUACUAAAAUUCUGCUUCCAAAUGUGGGCUACCCACAUAACAGCCUAAAGUCUAAAUUUAACAUUGUUUUCAAUAGUUGUUACUGUCUGGUUUUCUUUUAAUUAUUCUUUGAGUCAUUUUUUUUCUAAAAGUCAGAGAUAUUUUAUUAAAUAUGAACUUUUUUGAAUGUACAAUUUCUCUGUAGACCUUAUUCUUCCUCAGAGUUGAGGCAGAUCCCUUAAUAUCUUUGAUAGAUUUGUCCAAUAUGUGAUUUAUUCCCAACUUUCCCAUGAGUCUUUAAGCAUGUGUGAAUUUUAAUAUUCUCAGAAUAUUUUGUCAUAUUCCAACCUUGAAUGUUUUCAAAUAUAUCAAUUCCUUGGUUAACCAGUUGAUAGAGACAUUAUAUUUGUACUCACUGAGUCAUCAUCUACCACAUCCUCCCACUGUAAAAACUGUUCUUUGUGAGUAAGUUAAAAUACCCAUUAAAGAAUUCUCAUUGGAUGACCUUUUUUAUUUUUGAUGACAAAUUUAAGAGAUGCCAAAUACUUGAAGUACCACAUAUUCUGGCCUCUGACCAUUCCAAACUGUAUUUCUGGGCCCUGGGUUAAUUCUAGAAUCUCAAUUGCCCUUUGUUAUAGAGUCAACUCUAUGUGUUAUUUCUAGCUUUAAAUUCUUCCUCAUGGAGUCUUGCCUCUGGGAGUUCCCUUCAGUACUUGCUUUUGUGAAAUGAGAGAAACAAAAUGCAGAGUAACAUCACAUUUUCUAUUAGGUCCUUCAUCAGAGGCUUGAGGAAGCAUGCAGCAAUGGAAAUACUUUUUACUGCCAUUAGUCAGAGAAACUAUGUCCAAAUUACCACUGUAUCACUUACUCCCUUUCUGAUCUUGUAGAAAUCAUUUGACGCUUUCAGGUCUCUGUUUCUUCACCUUUAAAAUGAGGGAGUUGAACUUGAUGGCCUCUAAGGUUCUUUCUAGCCUAUAAUUCUUAGUCCUCUGAUUGAUUUUAGAUUAGACUAGUGCUAUUUUCACAGAAAAGGUAAAAUUCUGGGAAUAAGGAUGAGUCAAAGCACAGUGUAUAAAAAAAAAAUUCUAGAUACACAAUCGGGAGAUACUUGAGUUUAAAUCUUGUUUACGGAAUUUUGUCAGCUAUAUGGUUUAAGAAACUCAAUUAACCUGUCUAAGCCUUAGUUUCUUCAUAUGUAAAAUAGAGGUAAUCAUAUUUUCUAUCCAUUUUGUCUAAGGAAUACUACAAGUUUCAAAUCAAGUAAUGGAAAAUCCUUUAAGGUUAAAGAGCUAUAGAAAAAUCACCCUUUUAAAAAAAUAGAUGUUCGGGAUGUGUAGUGGCAAUUUCCAAGAUCUUAAAAUUAGUUUUAAAAAUAAACAUUUAGAAGAAUGAUGCUAUCAAGUAACAAAUGGGCAGAUGUGUAUUUCAUUGUACAAUAUUUUUUUUCAUUUUAUUCACUUCAAUCUGAUAUAUUGGUUCAGUUCUAUUCAUUUUUAACUUUCCUCAAAAGGUUAUUAGCUAAUAAUCUCUCGGCUCUGGAAAAAAAGGGGAAUUCAAAAAAACUGGACUCAGAGCAUUUCAACUCUAAAGCAAAUGUCAUUACAAAAUUAAAUGUUCCCAAACAGUGCCCUAUAGACAUGGUGCUUAGCCAGGAGCAAAUGAUACAUUUUAAAUAUUUGUCAUUUCACAGAUCCAAGUCAUUAAAGAUUUCUGUAAAUAACAAAAACUGAAUAUAUGUUUGAAAGAAAAACAAAGGGCCAGACCUACAGCCACUGAUUGUUAAUGAUGUGACAGUAUUGCUAUGUACAGAACAUAUAGACUUUGCAACAAAUUUUCAUUAGUGCUUCCUUGUUCCCAUGGCGAUAUAGAACAACAUACCAAAACCUGUACUUAUGCCAUCACCUGAGAGUAUUGCAUCUCAUUUUCAGAGAUAGAGAGGGCAAUGGUAAGAUAAUUCCCAGUAUAAAACUCCUUAAUUAUAUAUUAAAGUCUUAUUUGCAAUAUCUCUAAAUACUGCACUUUUAGGUUUGACUACAUAACAGAUAUAUUUAUUAUAUACAAAUACUAGUUAGUAUUCGCCCUCAAGCAUUCUUUUUCAACCAGGUCUACUCAUUUUCACAUAUUAAGAUACAAGGCAUAAAAAUAGUUUGAUUAUUAUGAAAUGAUUAAAAGUUAUGAAAUCUCAUUUGGUUAUAUUAAAGCAUUCCUUAUUUCUUUCAAAUGUUCAAAAACAAAUACUGUUUGGACCUGGCUUCUUAGAAUUAGAGCUGAAAGGGCUUGUAGAAUCAAAAAUUUAGAACUGGAAGGGAUUAGAGAAUCCAUUGGAUACAACCUCCUCAUUUUACAAAUAAAGAAAUGGAAGGUAAGAGAGAUUAAAAGACUUGUCCAGAGUCAGAAAGCAAGUAAAUGUCUAAAGCAGGAUUUGAAGUGAAAUCUACCUGACUCCAGAUCCAUCAUUCUGGCUAGUUUGCCACCUCGGGAACCUUAGAGGUUCUCUGGUAGAACCACCUCAUUUUAUUGAUAAAUAAACAAGGCCUACAGAAGAUAAUAAUUUCAAUAAGUUUAAGCAGGGCAUAAAUAGCAGACCCAGGAUUAGAACUUGGGUCUUUUGCCUCCAAAUACAAACCUUGCACCCUAUUACAUGCUUUGGAUGUUCCUACUUUUCUCCCUGUGUCCUAAUACACCUUUCCCUCUUUGAGAGAACAUUUAACUCUCAGAAUGUGUUAGUUUUUCUGAAUAUGAUAGUGUGUCCUUUCAAUUUGUGCUUUUAAAAAUUUCCUUCUCUACUCCCCAGCUUUUGUGAAUUUGGGCAAGAUGUGUAUUUACCUAAUGAUGUAAUGGAAUGCUACUUUUCAGAAUCUAAAUAUGAAAUUUAGGAACUUUCUGUUGUGGGAUGUCAACUCAACUAUAUGUAAUGUCUUGGUAACAUUGCUAGGCAUCUCAGUACAUUGUGACAAUUUGUAUCUUGAUAUUUCCAUUGAUAUUGCCUUAGAGUAGAUAUUAUUCAUCAAUUGCUUGACUUUAUACAAACUGAUUUGGAAAGGGCUACAGCCCAGUAGCAUUCUUCAACUUUGUACUUUUGGUGUAAUUUCUAGUAAUUCCUUAGCAAAUUUCAUGUGCCCACAUUGAGUAUUAUUGUGCCCUACUCCUUGAACUCCAGUCAGAUUGCACUAGCUUAACCUGAUACAGUAUGUAAUAUAUUUAAAUAUUUUCAUAAUAGAUUUAGAAAUUAUGCAUUUAUUGAGAAUUGCACAUAGCAUUGUGGUGACUCUGUCCUCUUGGGGAAUGCACUCAUGAUAUUAAAGUUGAUUCAGAUUUUCAUAAUCACAUUUGGAAAUAAAUGCAGAAACCUGGAAAUUUCGCACCUCUAGGAGAAUCCCAUUGGAAUUGGGAUCUGAGUCUAUCAUGGGUUCAAGGAGGAUCUCUUCUUUGGGAUUAAUGAAAGCCUGUAAUUGUGGUCCUUGGGACCUCAAAUUAGAAUAUUCUUCUAGUGUCAAAUGAGACUAGCUUCAUAAAUAAAUAGGUUCAGCUGGAUUCUCUGUUGGCCACUGAGGUCAUGUUGUAGUGACUGAAGAGCACUUGGCAUCAUCUAGGCAUCAGUUAGUCCUGUUUAAUGCUGUAGGAGAUGCAGAAAAUAACACAAUAAAAUCCAACAUACAUUUGCUUAGGGCCUACAGUAAUCAGUACAAGAUAUGGUGCCAGGUACUGAAAAAACAGAAAAACAAACAAAAACAGCACCUGGCUUCAAGGAGCUUGCAUUCUAUAGUGGGAUGAAACUCGUAACUGCUAAAGCCUCUACAUCAUUAUGUAAGAAUGGUAAGAACACAAAAAACCAGGAAGAUUAAGAGAAAAAACAUUAGAGACCAUCAAAAACUAAAAAAACCAUCCCUGCCAUCAAGAAUCUUAGGAAGUGGUUGGAGAGACAAAACUAUCCUGCAUAAAUAACAAGCAGUAGUACAAAGCACAUAACUAAGAAUUCUUCUGUGUAGUUCAGAGCAUAAUUUAUAGAUAAUCAGAAGCCUGAUCACAGGGUAGAAUGAAAUAAUCAAGGAGAGCUUCACAGAAGAGGCAGCACUUUGUUUUAGGACUAAUAGAAUAUACAUUUCUUGAGUUACAGGCAUGGUUAUAUUGUUUUUGUAUCUCAAAUGCCUGAUACACAGUUGGUGCUUAAUAAAUGCUUCAUGAUUAAUCAAUUGUUUAGAAGGAUUUAGAUAAGCAAAAGGAGAGGGAGGAACCUUCCAGCCAAUGAAGAAAACAAAAAAGAAAGACAUGAAGAUAGAAAAAGAUUUUUAAGAUGAACAUGCAAUAUCUGGCAAAAAUUUUUCUGCAUCCUUAUACAUAGUAUGCAUAUAAUAAGUUCUUAUUGAAUUAAAUUGAAUUAUAAUAACAUUAACAAGAUGUGGAUGAGUGAGCUUUUCCCUUUGAGAGAAUAAAAAUGUCAUAAUUUGAAGAAAAGAAAAAUUGGGGUUGUAAUGCAUGUAUGCAUGCUUGAAAAACUCCAUACACAGAGAAGAAUAUGAAACAAGUGUGGCUCUAUAUGUGUGUGUGUGUGUGUGUGUGUAUAUAUAUAUAUAAUACUAAAUCAACUGUGAUUGUUUCCCAAACAUUGUAAAUUCUAUUUAUUCUCUUAAUAAUAAAUAUUGUACUAUUUAUUAUAGGAAUGACAUGAUCUCGGGAGUAAUUUUAUGUUAUAUUUUCCAAAGGGCAGAGGGGAAUACAUUAUCUCUAGUCUCUCUAUGUGAUAUAUAUAUCUAUAAAAUGUAAAUAUUUCUAUGUGUAUUUUUUCAAGGACCUUAAGUAACUGAAUCUCUGUAAACAUAUCAUAAAAACAAUUGGUAUUCAGGGGUCUCUAAAAUAAGCUUUUAAAAUUAAAUCUUGAAAAUUCCUGUGUGCAUAGAUAGUUCACACGGAUUCUGACAAAUUAGUUAGAGACACCCCUUUUUCUUUGCAUGUAACUUAUGAUCUAUCUCUGAGACUCCUGGGAGCCUCUGACUCCCUUAUUUUUCUGCUUUAGAAAGGUAUAUGCUUAGGAAUAAAAAGCUGAAGUCUCCACAUGGGACAAUACUCUUUCUGAAUGUGAAAUGUUCUACUCUCUGUGAUGUCUCUGAUCUAAUGUAUGUAUGAUGAGUAAUAAAGUUUCAAAAUGAA
Molecule: messenger RNA, 7802 nt
Organism: Monodelphis domestica (gray short-tailed opossum)
Lineage: Eukaryota; Metazoa; Chordata; Mammalia; Didelphimorphia; Didelphidae
Gene: TRHR
Product: thyrotropin releasing hormone receptor
Biological process (GO): phospholipase C-activating G protein-coupled receptor signaling pathway
Cellular component (GO): membrane
Molecular function (GO): thyrotropin-releasing hormone receptor activity
Source: RefSeq, a predicted model, not a curated record